CGUUACACUAAAGCAAUUUCCCCCGGUCAAAGGUAAACGAGCCGCGGUACCAAAAUCGGGUUUCUCGUCCCCGUUCAUCUUAUAAUUAAUCAAUCGUAACAUUGAAAUCUAAGCGGUCCAAUGGAUCCGGAUCUCGAUUCCGGCCUCUUCGGUAUCCAGCUCUCCGACUCCGAGGACGGAAGCAGCAACAACUCAGAACCCGCUGAAGGGACUCGGCCGAAGAAAGGGGAAGCAAGCACACCCGUAGACCGGACAGCCCAGUCGGAGGAGGAGUUCCAGGCAGUGCGGAGGGAGUAUCGGGUUAAAGUCGAAAAUGGAGAAAUAUGGAAGACUAUCCAACUCCCCCUAGGACCAGGCCGGGUCCCCAAGCCCGAGGCUCAAGCCCUACUACACGCAGUUGAGGAGCUAUACUUCUUUCGGCGGUAUGCCGAGGGCGCAAAUUUUGCGCGAGCUGUUCUAGGUGGGAAAGGGAGUGAAGGUGAUGACGAAGAGGGACCAUCCGGGCUUGACGAGGAUACUAAGAAGCUAUUGCGAUAUUAUGAGAAGAAAUGUCACGAGAAGGAAGUGUAACUAUAGAUAAAGGGAGGACUAAAAAGAUUCGAUACCCCGCUACAUAAAAAUUUUAUUACGAAAUAUAGACUAC
This is a messenger RNA of Daldinia vernicosa, 643 nucleotides long. RefSeq lists its product as uncharacterized. The transcript is spliced from 2 exons. Bases 121 to 570 code for a protein of 149 amino acids. Lineage: Eukaryota; Fungi; Ascomycota; Sordariomycetes; Xylariales; Hypoxylaceae. The record is from RefSeq and is a predicted model, not a curated record.